AAUAAAUUAAAAUAAAAAGAUAUUUAAAAUGGCCACUCCAGAAUCUUUGAAUCCAGCCCCUCUAACUAGUCUUGGUGAUCAUUCAUACAAGAAAGUCUUAGAAGAUGACUAUUCAACAGGGAAAUUCAAUCUAAAAUUGAAAGCAACAACUUCUAAUUCUGGAUCAGCCAAUUACAAGGGUUGGUUGGACAUUACAAAAUUACAAUCUAAAUAAGAGACUAAAUUUUAGGUGUCUUAUAAAAAGUAUUGAUAAUAUUUAAUUUUAGUUAUGUUUUAUAAUUUGCUACAAGAGAGGAUGGAGCAAAAGUCCAUGUAGAUUUUGGAUAGGUGGCUAAAUUAACAAAUGGAAAUGUUUCAUUGUUUGCUAAUGCUAAAUUUGGUAGUUCAAACAUAAACAAUGCUACUCUCAGAUUUGGAGGAGUAACAAAGUGGAAUGCCCUCACAAAUCACUUAAGUAUAUUUAAAAAUAAGAUUUUUUCUUAGGAUUGGAAUAUAAUCCAUCUAGUAGUGGUGUAAAUGGAUUGAGUAGAACAUUUUGGAAGAAUAAUUAAUGGACUGUUGUAGCGGCUGAAGAUUUUUAAUUGACAGGUGGAUUUGGAGUAAGAAGAUUAGAUUUACUUGUUGGAUAUUUAUAACCAAAAUAUGAUGUAUUUUUUAGACAUCUUACAUCAAAACCUACAGAAACAAAAUAAUUUAAUGAUCUUUUAGGAGGAAGACUUGUUUUGGAUUUGGUUUAUAGAAGAAAUAAAUAAACUUUUGGAUUAGAGACAGAAUAUGGUUUGAAUAAAGGAGAUAUUACAACAUAAUUUGGAGUAGCAACAAAAUUAAAUGGAAUAGAUUCCAAAGCAAGAUUCAAUGUAUCAAAAAAGACUUUGGGAUUAAGUGGAAAAGGAAAAUUGAAUGAUAAGUUAAUAAUCUUAAUAUAUCAUUAGAUUUAAUUUGACUUUAUCAACUGAAUUACCAUUAGAUGGGUCAAUGCCUAAAAAAUAAGGAGUAUUCCCAUUCCCAGUUGGAUUCACAAUUGACACAUCAUUAUGAAUAAUAUUAGCAUAUAAAAAUUUAUAUAAUAUCAUCUG
Paramecium sonneborni is the source of this 1076-nucleotide messenger RNA. Lineage: Eukaryota; Ciliophora; Oligohymenophorea; Peniculida; Parameciidae. The record is from the annotation of a GenBank genome assembly.